This is a messenger RNA of Argentina anserina (silverweed cinquefoil), 981 nucleotides long. RefSeq names its product very-long-chain 3-oxoacyl-CoA reductase-like protein At1g24470. Gene Ontology annotation, molecular function: ketoreductase activity. Gene Ontology annotation, cellular component: endoplasmic reticulum. The record is from RefSeq and is a predicted model, not a curated record. Lineage: Eukaryota; Viridiplantae; Streptophyta; Magnoliopsida; Rosales; Rosaceae.
AUGGGGCAUACAAUUAGAGCUGCAUGCAGUUUUCAAGAGUUCCUAACAAACCAACAACCCAUCUGGUUUCUCCUUCUCUCUUCUCUUGGUUUCUUCAUCUUCCUCAAACACUCCAUCUCUUUAGCCAGAUGGGUCUUCAUUACCUUUCUCCGGCGAGGGAAAGAUCUGACAUCGUACGGUUCGUGGGGCUUGAUAACUGGUGCCACUGAUGGGAUCGGCAAGGCCUUUGCCUACCAACUAGCCAAGAAAGGCUUAAACCUUGUUCUAGUCAGCCGCAGCUCUAAGAAGCUUGAAUCAGUCUCCAAAGAAAUUCGAUCCCAUUUCCCCGAUGUGAAGAUCAAAACUAUUGCCUUCGACUUCUCAAGCAAUGAGGGUUUGGUUAAGUUGGUAGAAGAGGAGGUCAAGGAGCUGGAUGUGGGAGUGUUGAUAAAUAAUGUUGGAGUGACUUACCCGGCAGCUAGUUACUUUCAUGAGGUGGAUGAGAAAGUGUGGAUGAAUAUUGUCAGGGUGAAUUUGGAGGGCACUACUAGGGUCACCAUGGCUCUGUUACCAGGGAUGCUUCAAAGGAAGAGAGGCGCCAUUGUUAAUAUUGGUUCUGGGGCAGCCGUUGUGGUUCCUUCUCAUCCUCUUUACACCAUCUAUGCAGCUACCAAAGCUUACGUCGAUAAACUGUCUAGAUCUCUGUACGUGGAAUACAAGCAGUACGGCAUCGACGUGCAAACUCAGGUUCCGUUAUAUGUGGCAACGAAAAUGGUGUCGAAAGUUGCGUCAAUAGAGAAGUCUUCGUUGUUCAUACCAUCUGCAGAUGCUUACGCAGAAGCAGCAGUGAAGCGCAUUGGAUAUGAAGCACAGUGCACCCCGUUUUGGACUCACUCGCUUCAGUGGUGGUUCGCGCGGUUGGCCCCGGACUCUCUUCUUGAUGCUUGGCGGUUAUCGAUCGGUUUAAACAGAAGGGGAAGCCAGCUAUCUAGCUAUAGUUGA